AUGUUGGCAAAGCAAAAGAAAGAUGAUCAAUACAGAAAAAUCAUAGAAAUGCUCAGACAGAUUCAAUUGAAUAUUCCGCUGAUGGAUGCUUUGAGGGAAAUACCAAGUUAUGCUAAAAUUAUGAAAGAUUUGAUGUCUCGAAAGUUUGACUUCCAGGACCUGUCUACUGUAACUCUGACUCAAACUUGUAGUGCGGCAGUGACAAGACCUAUGGCUCAAAAGUUGUCUGAUCCCGGUAGUUUCACUAUCCCAUGCACAAUUAGAAGUUAUGCUUUUGCUAAAGCAUUAUGUGACUUGGGAGCCAGUAUUAACUUGAUACCCUUGGCAAUCUACACAAAGUUAGGCAUUAGCAGAGCUAGACCAACCUUAAUGUUGCUGCAACUAGCUGAUCGCACAGUGAAAAGGCCAACAGGAAUUCUGGAUGAUGUGCUCGUUCAAAUGGGAAAGUUCAUAUUUCUUGCCGACUUUGUUAUUCUUGACUGCUAG
Nicotiana tabacum (common tobacco) is the source of this 486-nucleotide messenger RNA. NCBI's taxonomy places the organism in Eukaryota, Viridiplantae, Streptophyta, Magnoliopsida, Solanales, Solanaceae. The record is from RefSeq and is a predicted model, not a curated record.